UCGCCCUGCCUCUUCCCUUCUCUCUGUCAAACCACCGUGGGGCCCCGCGUCUCUCUGUCCUCUGCUGUCACUGGCCCGGUGUCACCCUCCCGGCAUCAGCCUCCAGGCGUGGAGCGGCACAGCCUUAGCAGGAUGGCCAGUCCCAACACUUACCUGCGGCAGCCCUGGCGCAUGGUGCAUGGCAUCCCCAUGGUGAACGCCUUCGCCCACGACUGGGGGAGGAUCGACACCUUCCAGAGCCGCCCCGAAGACAUUGUGGUGGUCACCUUCCCCAAAUCUGGCACCACCUGGGUCAGUGAGAUCGUAGACAUGAUCCUGCAAGGCGGCGAUCCAGAGAAGUGCAAGCGGGACAUUAUCAGCAAGAGGGUGCCCAUGUUGGAGUUCUAUGCCCAUGGGGAGAUACCAUCAGGGACGGACCUGCUGGCCACCAUGCCUUCGCCCCGCAUAGUGAAGACUCACCUGCCUGCACAAAUCUUGCCCAAAUCCUUCUGGGAAAACCGCUGCAAGAUGAUCUACGUGGGCCGCAACGCCAAGGACGUGGCUGUCUCCUUCUACUAUUUUGACCUGAUGAACAAGUUCCAGCAGGACCCUGGGACAUGGCCCCAGUACCUGGAGGAGUUCAUGGCCGGCCGAGUGGCAUAUGGCUCCUGGUACAACCACGUCAAGGACUACUGGGAGAGGAGGAAGGAUCACCCCAUCCUCUACCUCUUCUACGAAGACUUGAAGGAGGACCUCCGCCGGGAGAUUGUCAAGGUGGCCCAGUUCCUGGGGCGGGAGCUGCCGGAGGCGGCGCUGGACGCCAUCACCCGACACACCUCCUUCGAGGCCAUGCGGGACAACCCCACCACCAACUACAGCAUGGUGCCCCCCCAGUUCAUGGACCACAGCGUCUCCCCCUUCAUGCGCAAAGGCACUGCUGGAGACUGGAAGAACCACUUCACCGUGGCCCAGAACGAGCGCUUUGACCAGGACUACACGCAGAAGAUGUCAGGCACCGACCUGCGCUUCCGCACCCAGAUCUGAGACAGUGCUGUCAUGUGCCCCCCCACACACCCAGCAUCACCAAUCCCACUCCCCGACAGCAGCUCCAGCACAGCCUCAGCCUGCCUGUGUCUCACUGGCCUCUGCAUGCCAGAAGGACUUUUACAAAAAUAAAAGGUUUUAUUUCUAUGUAUUCCUCCCAAAUCUGCAACCAUGUGAAAGCUGCUGCAUUGCUACAAAGCGCUGUGGAGCCUCAUCCCACUUGGCAUCGCCCCAGCCCCACGUUGCCUGCCCAGGCCAUGUGUAGGAUACUCCUGUGUGGCUUCAUUUGGAGGAAUAAAAAAAGUCAGGAUGUGGCAUAGAGGCGUUUCCAGCAUGUGGUGAAUAAAAGUUGCCAGCAGCUUCCACAUGCACAUCUCUACCACGGCAAGGGCUCACACAGGGUCCCACAGCCACCGCCUCCUGCCUCAGAACCCCCUGCUGAUGUCACACUUUGGGUGGGGACAGGACAGGACAGGGCACGGUGAUGGCCAUGCCCCCCCCACUGCUGGGCCCAUGUGGAAGAGACGAGGUGAGCGGGAUGGGAACGAAACCUGUCCCAGGGUGGCCAGGAGAUGGACGCAGCCUGGGGAGCGUGGGAUCAGUCCUUCUGCUCAGGAGCAACGAGAGACGAUUUUGCUGCUCGCUUUUGUGCUGUUCCAGGGACCUGAAAGCAGUUAUGCUGGGCCAGUCUCCCCGCAACCACAUCAUUCAUCAGGUAUGGCAGGUCCCGGGGGUCGGAGGAAAGGGUCCCCUCGGCCAUUCCCCCUCCCACCAUAGCCAGGAAAACCACAGCUAAAGGAACGGCACUGCGGAAAGCUGGUGCUUUAAAAAUAGCUGGUUUUCUGUUGCAAUCAUUUAAGAAAACGAAGCUGCGAGUUGGACGGUCAUUGGGUCCCAGUUCCUCAGAUGCUGUCCGCUCCUGCCAGUGUUCAUCAACCUCUCUUCUCUUUGGUACAUGUGCAAAACAAACUUGCCUGCAACCUGGAGGAAAUAGUCAUUGUAGGCAUGGAGCAUCUCUGAAGAUGUGAUUUCUUUCUCAGGAGUGGGUGAAAUAGGCAAAGAGGUUAAAAAAAAUGACCAGGGAUCUGGGGCACAGGCCAGGUGACAGGGAUGCAGUCAGGCACAACCCAGCACGGAAACAGGGGCUACUGGAUGUGAAACGGUUCUGCUGUGCUCCAGGGAUGAGACCGACAGUCAGGUGGGACCUGUCAGGAAAUACAGGCAACAAAACCGAGUUAAAUGCCAUCAUUCAGCAAAAUCCCUGGAAUGUGGCCAUUAGGUACCACAAACCCAACAAAAGUGGGGGUGGUGGGCAUAGCUCUUACCUACUUGGAUGUGUGGGAAGAAAGUAAGGAGAAAAAGAGAAGAUACAGAACUGUGAUCCCCCCUUGGAAGAAAUGUUAUUUUAAGUCAUAAUAAAAUAAUUGCAAAUGA
Messenger RNA from Tyto alba (common barn owl), 2457 nucleotides. Its product is annotated as sulfotransferase family cytosolic 1B member 1-like. The transcript is spliced from 8 exons. The record is from RefSeq and is a predicted model, not a curated record. Gene Ontology annotation, biological process: sulfation. Gene Ontology annotation, cellular component: cytoplasm. Gene Ontology annotation, molecular function: sulfotransferase activity. The coding region runs from base 133 to 1023 and encodes 296 amino acids. NCBI's taxonomy places the organism in Eukaryota, Metazoa, Chordata, Aves, Strigiformes, Tytonidae.